ACUUUAUUUUCCAAAAAUCUAUAUCCCAUUAUAUGUGGGCUUUGGCUCUUCUUGGAAUGGUCUAUAUAACAUGGGACUUAGCUGCCCAUCUCCUUUGUAGCAUCUCCUAGAGAGCCUUUUGGGAGGGGUGAUAACAAUGUCUGAAAAGAGGGGAUCCAACAAAUAUGAGGAGGACAAGAUGGAGCUCAGGAGGGGGCCUUGGACUCUCGAGGAGGACGCCCUCCUCAUCCACUACAUUGCUUGCCAUGGCGAAGGCCGGUGGAAUCUCCUCGCUAAGUGCUCGGGCUUGAAGAGAACAGGUAAGAGUUGCAGGCUUAGGUGGCUGAAUUACUUAAAACCAGAUGUAAAACGCGGCAACCUCUCUCCGGAGGAGCAGUUCUUGAUCCUUGAACUCCAUUCCAAGUGGGGAAACCGUUGGUCCAGGAUUGCGCAACAUCUACCAGGGAGGACCGACAACGAGAUCAAGAACUAUUGGAGAACCCGGGUUCAGAAGCAAGCAAGGCAGCUCAAGAUCGACGCCAACAGCAGCAUGUUCAGAGACGCUGUCCGUUGCUACUGGAUGCCGAGAUUGCUCGAGAACAUGGGUUCAUCUCAAUCCAUGCCAUCUCUAGUAGACUCCAAUGCUACGACCACCGCCGGUAUGAUGGAGCAAACUCCGCAUGGGCCUCCCCACCAGUUCUCGAAUCCACCCAUGCACCGCCCAUUUGAGAGCUGCAGCUCCUACGAGCCGCCGGGCUCCGAGAAUCACAGUCCCAGCACCUCCUCCCGCUCGAUGGCGCUGCCCCAACUCCCAAACUUGUCCGAAUUCUCAUCGGGCCAUCCCGAUAAUUACAGCGGUCUCUCCUUCAAUCCAUUCAUGACCGGCCACUUCGUUAACAAUAGUUACGGCCUAGACGCUAUGGAUCUAGACCCAGUAGUGUCGGCAGCGCAGCUUGGCUUUUCAGUCUCAGACUACACCAUGGCUGACAAUAAUUGCGUCGACAACAUUGGUGAUGCCUUGUGGAACAUGGAUGAGUUAUGGUAUGCAAGAAAGCUAAAUGAGUGGGGUGGAAUCUAGGUCCCUUGUAAAAUUUUCCAUUGCGAGUGUAAGUGCAAGCUUAUUUUUGCGUGUAUGUGUGCUUUUGGAAUUUGAAUGAAAGUCGUUUUCUCCA
Messenger RNA from Phoenix dactylifera (date palm), 1151 nucleotides. RefSeq names its product transcription factor MYB2-like. NCBI's taxonomy places the organism in Eukaryota, Viridiplantae, Streptophyta, Magnoliopsida, Arecales, Arecaceae. Gene Ontology annotation, molecular function: sequence-specific DNA binding; DNA-binding transcription factor activity. Gene Ontology annotation, cellular component: nucleus. The record is from RefSeq and is a predicted model, not a curated record. Gene Ontology annotation, biological process: regulation of DNA-templated transcription.